Molecule: messenger RNA, 1629 nt
Organism: Clupea harengus (Atlantic herring)
Lineage: Eukaryota; Metazoa; Chordata; Actinopteri; Clupeiformes; Clupeidae
Gene: tnnt3b
Product: troponin T type 3b (skeletal, fast)
Biological process (GO): sarcomere organization; regulation of muscle contraction; muscle contraction
Cellular component (GO): troponin complex
Molecular function (GO): troponin I binding; troponin C binding; tropomyosin binding
Source: RefSeq, a predicted model, not a curated record
AAAUGCCAAGCUGAUGUGUAGCAGUAUAUUGCUGCCUGUCUGCCUCAAACCUCAUUUGCUUGAGAACCCCUUGGACACAUUUUUGCUUGCCUUGUAUUGCGACAAAUAUAGCCACUGGCCAUCUCGCCUUUCCAAACUUGAGCCUCCUUCCAUCUGGCACAUUCUACCCAUCUCCUUAUUCAGUGCCAGAGGAGAAGAUGUCUCCUGCCCCACUGUGCAUCCAGCCUCGCUCACAACCUCAGCCAAUAAGGCUCCUCAGCAUAUCAAGUAUCAGUAUAACAGAAGGACUUAUUCGUUGUGGGAAGUUUGUAGAACCUUACAGCCAGUCUGCGCCAACAGACGCUCACUUCUUUCAGCUUUUCUGAGGUGUAAAGACUACCAUCAUCAUGUCUGAUACGGAAGUUGAUCAGGUUGAGGAUUACGAGGGGGAAGCCGAAGAGGUAGUGGAGGUAGAAGUAGCACCCGAGGCGGCUCCUGAGCCAGAGCCUGAGCCUGAGCCUGAGCCUGAGCCAGAGGUAGAGCCAGAGCCAGAGCCAGAGCCAGAGCCUGAACCUGAACCUGAGGUUGAGUCAGAGCCAGAGCCUGAACCAGAACCUGAGCCUGAACCAGAGGUGCAGGAAGAGGCCUAUGAAGAGGAAGUCGAGGAGGGAGAACAGGAUGAGGAGAAGCCAAAGUUCAAGGCCCCCAAGAUCCCAGACGGCGACAAAGUGGACUUUGAUGACAUCCAGAAGAAGCGCCAAAACAAGGACCUCGUUGAGUUGCAGGGCCUGAUCGAUACUCACUUUGAGCAGAGGAAGAAGGAAGAGGAGGAGCUCAUUGCUCUCAAAGAUAGAAUUGAGAAACGUAGGGCCGAGAGGGCUGAGCAGCAGAGGAUCCGUUCUGAGAAGGACAAAGAGCGCCAGGCGAGACGUGAGGAGGAGAGGCUGAAGAGGGAGGAGGCAGAUCAAAAGAAGAAGGCUGAUGAGGACAUGAAGAAGAAGUCUGCCCUGUCCAACAUGGGCUCCAGCUACAGCAGCCACCUGCAGAAGGCUGACCAGAAGAGAGGCAAGAAGCAGACUGAGAGAGAAAAGAAGAAGAAGAUCCUGGCUGACAGGCGCAAGGCGAUGAACAUUGACCAUCUGAACGAGGAUAAACUGAAGGAGAAGGCUAAGGAGCUGUGGGACUGGAUGCACCAACUGGAGUCUGAGAAGUUCGACCACAUGGAGAAGCUGAAGAGGCAGAAGUAUGAGGUUACAACACUACGUAAGAGAGUGGAGGAGCUGAGUAAAUUCAGCAAGAAGGGAGCUGCCACCCGCCGCAGAAAGUAAGCUGCCAGCUCAGGAGGACGUGGCGCUGGCACGUGACCUCCGUGCCAGUUGGAGCUAUGACCCGCCCCCCGUAGAGGUCCAGAAUGCACCUAGACCCUUAGCACAGAAACGACAGGCAUCAGGUGUCUUGGCAUCUGUUUUGUUUUGUGUGAAAUCCCUCCUAAAGGCCCAGAGCUGGAAUAGUAGAGGUAGUUGGCUUUGGCCCUCCUCACCCGGACUACUGUUAGGUUCUCAAGAUGUUUUUUGUAAAUAACGUAUGACUCUACAGCUAUGUCUGUUGCCCUGUAACUCUUCGCAAUUCAAUAAAAUCCUUCUUCUUAAA